Phragmites australis (common reed) is the source of this 2167-nucleotide messenger RNA. RefSeq names its product protein NRT1/ PTR FAMILY 4.5-like. NCBI's taxonomy places the organism in Eukaryota, Viridiplantae, Streptophyta, Magnoliopsida, Poales, Poaceae. Gene Ontology annotation, biological process: transmembrane transport. Gene Ontology annotation, molecular function: transmembrane transporter activity. The record is from RefSeq and is a predicted model, not a curated record. The transcript has 5 exons. Gene Ontology annotation, cellular component: membrane. The coding region runs from base 93 to 1808 and encodes 571 amino acids.
CGAAAGAUUAGGAGAGUGACACAGAUCUCAAGAGGGGUUGGCCAAGUGAAGUCUUGUGAGAGUGUGAUAGGUGCUGAGAGCUAGCUGCAGCCAUGGCUUCGCAAGGCCUUGUAACCUGGAAGGGACAGCCAGUUAGCCGGAAGAGGCAUGGUGGGGUGAAAGCCACCAUGUUCAUCUACUUCCUCGUUGUGAUGACAAACAUUGGAAACAUCCCGAUGCUACUGAACAUAGUGAGUUACUUGCAUGGCACGAUGCAUAUGGGCAUCGCCGACGCUUCCACCACCGCCGCUAACUUCUAUGGCGCGAUCUGCGUCUUCACCUUCCUUGGCGCCUUCAUCUCCGACUCCUACAUCAAACGCUUCUACACCAUUCUAGUCUUCGCCCCCAUCGAGAUUUUGGGGUACAUGCUCCUCGCAUGCCAAGCACACUUUCCAUCACUGCACCCGCCGCCAUGCGACAUAAUCAAGCACCCCAACGAUUGCACGCCGGUGAGCGGCCGGAACCUGAGCCUGCUCACCCUGGGCCUGUACGUGAUCCCGAUCGGCGAGGGCGCGGUGCGGGUGUGCGCGGCGGCGCUGGGCGGUGACCAGUUCGACGACGACGACCCACAGGAGCUUCGCGGAAAGAUCAGCUUCUUCAACUGGUUCGCCUUCUGCAUCUCGCUGGGCGGGUUCGUGGGGCUCGUCUUCGUGGUGUGGGUGCAGAACAACGAGGGCUGGGACCUUGGCUUCGCGCUCUCCGCGCUCGUGGCGCUCCUCGGUACUGUCGUCGUCAUCGGCGGCCUGCCAUUCUACCGGCACCAGGUGCCCAGGGGGAGCCCCCUCACAAGAAUCUUUCAGGUUUUUGUGUCUGCUUUUAGGAAGAGGAAUCUUCCAUUGCCUGAGAAUUUAAUGCCGUUGCAUGAGAUCACUGAAGGAACAGGCACCAGCACCGAAGUGCUGGAGAGAACUUCAGGCUUCAAGUUCCUUGACAAGGCGGCCGUGGACGACGGCGACACACGGAGGUGGUCACUUUGCACGGUGACGCAGGUGGAGGAGGCCAAGAUCAUCCUCCGCAUGCUGCCCGUCUUCCUCAGCUCCGUUCUAGGCUAUCUCCCGAUCCCUCUGCUCCUCACUUUCACCGUGCAGCAGGGCGGGACCAUGGACACCCGCCUCGGUGUUGCCAACGUCCCGCCGGCGAGCCUCUUCGUCAUCCCCAUCGUGUUCCAGAUGCUCAUCCUGGUCGUCUACGACCGCGCCGUCGUGCCGUGGCUGCGCCGCACGACGGGCUACGCUGGCGGCAUCACGCACCUGCAGCGCGUCGGCGUCGGGUUCGCGUCCAACAUCGUGGCGCUCGCUUUAGCCGCCGUGGUGGAGGGCCGUCGCAGGAGCAGGGCCACCAGCGCGCCGCCGAUGUCGCUGUUCUGGCUGACGCCGCAGUUCUUCCUGCUUGGCAUCAUGGACGUUACCUCCUUCGUCGGCCUGCUCGAGUUCUUCUACAACGAGGCCUCCGCCGGCAUGAAGUCCAUCGGCGGCGCUGUCUUCUUCUGCAUGCUCGGCGUCGCGUCGUGGCUCGGGAGCUUCCUCAUCCAGGUGGUCAACCGAGCUACCGCAGCCCGCGGCGGGGGCCACGGAUGGCUCGACGGCGCCAACCUCAACGCCAGCCGCCUCGAUCUGUUCUACUGGCUCCUCGCGCUGUUCGGGCUCGUCUCUUUCUUUCUCUACUUGUUCUGUGCGUGGAGUUACACUUACAGGCACGACCCUAAAAUGCAAGCGGCCAUGGCGGAUGAUAAGGUUGCUCCGGCAACGACCAAGGAAGCUGCGGUUUGAUGAUGUCAUUCCUGUGUUCCAAACAUUUGCGAUUCUAGAGAUGGAUACAGUUUUGACGAAAUAAGAAAAGAAAUAUGUGCUAAGAGAUUGUAGCCUUUACUACGUUUUUCACGGAGCCCGUCAGUAUGUUUCAUUUGAGUAGAGAAUUCAGUCACAAAAGCACAAUAGCAAGGAAUCAAUAUUUUCUUCCAAUAGGGAUGUCCCAUCUGCUAGCUUCCAGGAUGUGUGCUCGCAAGUGGAGGUUGCCGUUGUACCAUUCUCAUCCCCAUGUGACUCACGAAGGAGAUCAAGAGUUCAAGUGGGGUAGUGCCAGGAAUCAAUAUUGAAAGGAAUGCCCUUUCCACAAUAGUACGACAUAA